AUGACCACCGGUGUCUCCAUAGCCAGCUCCAUCCAUCCUGGUGCUAUGGAAAACAGUGGACAAAUCCUUGAGGUUUGGAGACAAAUAGGCUCCAAUCUAAGAGGAUAUCAACAUCUUAGCAAGCAGAGCAGAUCUGUCCAUCCCACCUUGCUGCUGGAUCCGUUCAUCCCCUCACCAGAUCUCUGUGUAAUACUGGAUGUGAGGCUUCUCUUUCUUCGUCUUCGUUAUGCCAUGAGUAUCCUCUCUGUUUUGCUGUGGGCUCCUGCCUACUCCUUUGGCCCUCUGCGGCUCUGCUGCCUUUUGUCGACCUGCUGUGUCGUGUUUGUUCGAUUUGGUUUUGUACCAAAUAUUAUGGCACUAAUGAGUGAUGACGAAAGUGCAGGAUGCAUGCUUCUUAAAGGUUUGUCAGCUGCUGGAACUUUGAAGCUCAUAGCUCAACCUGAAAUGGUAUUUUUUUGCCUCCCUCACCUGCGUGGUGUUAAGCGAAACCUACUCUUGCAGACAUCUCUAGUCUGUAGUGACAAGGCAAGUAAAAACAACAAGGACAUGCAAGCAAAGAAAGUAUUCCUUAUGAAUCUUUUGCGUCUUCAAUUCAACAUGAAAGUAACAAAGAAGACUUCUCACACGCUGUUUGCACAAAUUCAGGCAGUCACUACCUGCACCUUUUUUGUGUUCUGA
Molecule: messenger RNA, 678 nt
Organism: Miscanthus lutarioriparius
Lineage: Eukaryota; Viridiplantae; Streptophyta; Magnoliopsida; Poales; Poaceae
Source: the annotation of a GenBank genome assembly